This is a messenger RNA of Leopardus geoffroyi (Geoffroy's cat), 1216 nucleotides long. RefSeq names its product peroxisomal biogenesis factor 11 gamma (gene PEX11G). Lineage: Eukaryota; Metazoa; Chordata; Mammalia; Carnivora; Felidae. Bases 73 to 798 code for a protein of 241 amino acids. The transcript has 5 exons. Gene Ontology annotation, biological process: peroxisome fission. The record is from RefSeq and is a predicted model, not a curated record. Gene Ontology annotation, cellular component: peroxisomal membrane.
GUGGCCUCGCGCCUCGCCUCCGCCCCUUGGCGCUGCGCGCUCACGUCACGGUGGUGUCACGGCGGAGUUGCCAUGGCGGCGCUGAGCGGCCUGGCGUCGGCGCUGGAGUCUUACAGGGGCCGCGACCGCCUGAUCCGAACGCUGGGGUACUGUUGCCAACUGGUUGGUGGGGUCCUGGUGGAGCAGUGUCCGGCCAGGUCAGAAGUGGGGACGCGCCUGCUGACACUGUCCUCCCAACUCAGCCACUGUAGGACUGUCCUGCGACUCUUUGACGACAUGGCCAUGUUUAUCUACACGAAGCAGUAUGGCCUGGGGGCAGAGGAGGAAGACCUCUUUGUCCGCUGCAUAUCCGUCCUGGGCAACCUGGCAGAUCAGCUCUACUACCCCUGUGAGCACAUCGCCUGGGCCGCCGAUGCCAAGAUCCUCCGUGUGGACUCUGCCCGGUGGUGGACACUGAGCACGGCCUUCUGGGGCCUCUCCCUGCUGCUGGGCAUCGCCAGGUCAUUGUGGAUGGUCCUGAAACUGAGACAGAGGCUGAGGGACCCCGCGGUGGCCUUUACCAGCCGGCUGCCGCGGAGCAAGAGGAGGGCCUUGGAGGCCCAGGUUCAGUCGGAGGUGCUGACUCUCCUGAGCAACCUGGCCGAUCUGGCCAACGCCGUGCACUGGCUGCCUCCGGGCGUCCUGUGGGCCGGCCGCUUCCCCCCGUGGCUGGUGGGCCUCCUGGGCACCGUCUCCUCCCUCCUCAGUGUGUACCAGGCCGUCCGGGCCGGUGACUGGACCGAGGCCGCCGCCCCCUGACGUGGCCCGGGAGGUGUGGAUGCAGCCGGAACCCCACCGGAGGGCCCCCACAAGGCAGAAAUCAUCGGGGCUGGGGCUGGGUCUUUAAUUGAGCGAGUCAAUGCCAGGUGUAGGGAGGUACGGCCCAGAGAACGCUCGAGCAGCCUUGGGGACAAGGCCAGGGUGGGGCAGGAUGUAGGCAGGGAUGAGGUCCCCCGAGUGCUGAGGGCUAGGGCCUUCCGGGCUCAGUGGGGGAGGCUGCUCUCAGGUCCAGAGUAAGGGUCUCCAGGCCUCACGUGCAGAGGAACCUCAGCAGACCCUCACGUGGCCUGUGUCCUGCGUUCCAAUCAAGGCGAGCAGGGGAGCCCAGGGGGCGUGUGCCAGGCGGGCCUUCGGACAACGGAAACGAGGAUCAAUUAAAGGGUGUGCUGGUGCCAGG